UAACCUGGUACAAAUUGACUGACAUUUCAGAAAUGUAGAUGGUGCAAUUCCCAGAAGACGGUCAUUUUCAGAUUAUUAAUAUUAUUUGUUCCUUUGGUGUGUCAAAGGCAGGUUGUAGUUAACGUUGAUACCGACAGAUCUUUCUUACAAUAGUAGCGUAUAGAUGGUAGAAUUAUAUAUCUAUAAUGUCAUAAGCCAGACGUGUACGAGUUUGGGUUGUGUGUGGUGGUAUUAUUAAUGGUGUGUGGUACCCUGUUAUGUAGUGUUGGUAUUACGUAUGGCGUGUUUAACGGAGCACUUUGAGUACCAACAUAGUAUGUGGUUGUUGUUAAGUCGUUGUUACACGUGUUUGAUGUGGAAGUCUUUGAGUAUCGUAUGUAAAUUAUGUCUUAUAUGUAAUUAUCAGAAAUUGUGUUGAAAGUGUAAAUUUAAAUACAUUGCAUUUAUAGAAGUCUCAGUUUAUUGAAAUGGAGAAAGCAAAUGAGGAUGUGUAUUAUACUGAUAUUGCUAGUCUAAGAGAAGUAUUAGCUGCACCUUCAUUUUCUGAUGAGAACAACGACGUUGUGGAAGAACUUGAAAAUAAUGGGAGUUUUAGUGAUGAGGAAACCUUUGACAGUGGAGCCAGCGGUAAUGAUGAAAGCACAUUUGAUCUGUCACACCCGCAUUUAGAUUUGAAGAACCUUCUUACAGAUGAAAGUGCUUCGCCUCUGAGAAUGUGUAGAACUGUUGGGUCUGCAUGUUACGAUAUGCUGAUUAUUAUGGAGAAAGAGCUCGUGACACUACUUAAGAAAAACAAGGCAAAAGUUAAAGACCUUCAGGACCAUAUUGAUUCAGUCAAGAUUCAAAAUGAAAAGUCACUAAUGACUCGAAGUAAUUGGUAUUACAUGUUUGGUAUUCCAUACUUCAAGGACCGUCAUUAUUUUCCGUGCCCUCCAAAUGAAGAUUAUUUGAGAAAAACUGCGAACAUGGAGUUGAAUAUAAUAGAUCUCCCAGUACUUAAACAAUGGAAAGAUAAAGAUAAACUUAAGCUAAUGACAGCUGUAAAAGCACAGGAAAUAGCUAAUCAAAUUAAAGUAGCAGAAGCCAAAAAGCAAUCUAUUUUAAAGGCACUAGAUUGUGAAGAUAAUUCUUCAAAGGCUGAAGAAUUAGAAAAUAAGUUUAAAGAUUGUAACCCAGCUUGUAUUGAGACUAAGAGUCUUGCAGAACUUGUAGGAUUCAAUAAGUCAGAAUAUGAUUGGAUGAAAAUAUCAGUAGUAGAUUUAGAAGGUUUACACAGUGCUGAAGAAUGUCGUGCAAUGUGGCACAAUUAUCUUCAUCCUAUGAUAAGGAAAUCAAAGUGGACAAAAGAUGAAGAUGAUAAAUUGAAAGAACUUGUUGUUAAGUAUGAAAAUCAAAACUGGGAUGCAAUAGCACAGGAGCUUGGCACUCAGCGUUCUGCAUAUCAGUGCAUGUUUCAGUAUCAAACAAGACUCAAUGAUUCAUUGAGGAGGAGCAAGUGGACAAAAGAAGAGGAUGAUUACCUCAAGGAAACAGUGGAAAGAUGUCGGUUUGGUUCAUACAUUCCAUGGUCUAAAGUGACUUAUUUUAUGACUGGCCGUAGUAAAAGCCAAGUGUUUAAUCGCUGGACCUAUUCAAUAAACCCUUCAAUCAAAAGGGGACGCUUCACAAAAGAAGAAGAUAUGCUAGUGGUUGCUGCUGUACGAAGGUAUGGGACUGAUUUUGCUCGUGUAGCACGGUUCAUCCCUGGUCGCACUUCAAUACAGGUUCGUGAUCGGUACUGUUUAUUUUUGAAAUGUGAAAAGAGUGGUAAUCCGUGGACAACAGAUGAUGAUGCCUUCUUGUUGGCUUUAGUUAAAGAACAUGGAGAAGGAAACUGGAGUAAAAUUAGCCAACAUUUUGUGAGUCGGAAUAGAAUUCAAGUCAGACGUCGCUAUGUCACUCUCCAGAAAUGGCUGAAGAAAGUUCCUGUAGAUAUAACAGAUGUGCUUCCUGCACCUUCACGACAACUGAACGUUGAAAGUAACAGAGAAGAAAAGAUCUGGAACAGGGUGCUAGUUAUUCUACAGAAUAUGAAAGAAGGUACAGAAAUGAAUGAAAACAAUUUGUUGAAGCUGAAAGAAAAGUUUAGUGCGGAAAUGAGGAAGCGUCCAGGACGCAAGUUGGGGCAAAAGAAAGUGGUGAGUAUACUCAGCAAACAAUACUAUGCUUUCUUCAGGUGUGUAUAUGCUCAAUAUGGUGGAAGACAGAAGAUUCGAUAUAAUGAAGAUGUACUUCAGAUUAGUGGACAAGUGGUUUACAGCAUGCUUAAAUAUUUUAAGGCACACCUCAAAAUUCCGAAAGAUGAUUCCGCAAUAGAAACUGACCAUCUGCUUCAAGAAGGAGACAAACUUAAUCUUCGUUAUGUUAGAGACAGGGAAGAACAUACAGAUGUAAAUGAGCAGUUUGUACAAGGCAAUGCCAGUACUAAUCCUUGCAGAGAUGUUUUACCACGUGUUGUUACUCCGGCUGAAGUUCCAGAUGGCCAGAUUGCACUUGCUGCUAUUUUAGCUCAGGUUGCAAACACUUCCUCUGCUCUUCCUUAUGUACCUAUGUUCAAUCUGUUUGACAUCUCUUUCAGGAUACCUUACGUGUGUCCUCCCAGCCACACCACUUUGGUAGGAUUCCGGACUUUUCUUUUAAGCCGUCGGAAUAUCGAAAUAAAUGCAGGUACAAGAUUUAAAUCAUUUGUUACUGACACAACACAUUCUGGUGCCAGUUCAGUGUCUAAUGCAGAAAAGCUCACCUCUGAAGCUGCAGCAACUUUGUGGAGGGAACGGUUAGCUUCAUUGUUUCUGUGGCCUGCCAUAAUGUCAAAUACAGUUCCAAAAGUGAUGGAUAAUUUAUUUCAAAAUGAUGAUGCUUCAGCUGCAAAUACUAGUCAUGCAGACAACGACAGAAAUGAAAAUGAUGGUACUUUAGAAGAUGACGGUGAUACAAGAGCCACAAAGCCGAAGUCCAAUAGGAAACUCUCCAAUAAAAGGAAAAACAGGCGAAAAAAGAAGGAUGCUGCGUUACCACCACCACAAAAGAAGAGAAAGUACGAAAGAAGCGGGAAAUUCAAGAAACAUCGUGAAUGUGGUUUAUUGAGGAGGAGCACACGGCAUGCACCGGUCUUGCAGGCGGACUGCUAGUAUUGGCUACAGUUAACGUGGAAGUGUGGCUUUGUAUGUGGAUGAUCUCGGCCCUUUAAGAGUACGAAGAAAUUCCCUUAUUUCCAGAUUUCCACUUGGUUAUGCAUGGGUGUACACAAUGCCCACAGAAUUAACAAAUUUAAUAACCAAAAAAGAAUGAUUCAUAUGGCAAUACUGGUUGUUUAUCUGGUAGGGCAUUUCAGAUAAUUUAGUUAAUAAAGUUUUGCUGUUCGUUCCAUUUGUGGCACAUUAUUAAGAUGUAUGUUAUGUCUGUAUGGUACUGCAUUUCAGUAGUAAGUCGUUCCCGUUGUAAUAAACAGAUUGCAGAGAGAGCCUGUAUAUACUUUGUUUAGAUUUCAGGUUCUGAAGGUGAUGAGUAUGAAGAUGGUUGUCUUCCAGGAUGUUGCAUCAUGUAGUCUGAUAGGUAUGACUGAUAUUUAAGAGGUUUUGCUCUGAUGAUGGAGGCAGUAAGUACCUCUGAAACAUCAGUCAGUGUUUAAGAGGCUACAUGGCAAAACAUCCCUGAGACAGUAGUCCUGGUGUGUGCCUUGUUUUUAUACAAAGUAUUUUUCAAGUUCUUGGACUUACGACAGACACUUCCUGAAUCUCGGCCACUGUCACUAAAGAGUGCCCUGUAUAUUUUUUUUUGCCAAGAAUCUGUCAUGCUAGUUUCUUUUACAGAGUUCACAGUAAAUACAUUUUCUGGUACACACGUUGAUAUUUAUGAUGUGCAGUUACACCAUGUGUUGACUGCAGAUGAUUAGACUGAGAGAACUUUUUUUCUUGUGGAGUAACUAUUUUCUGGCAUGGAUGAACUGUGUGUAAUAAAAACAGUAUUUUAUAUUUAUAGUA
Molecule: messenger RNA, 4022 nt
Organism: Zootermopsis nevadensis
Lineage: Eukaryota; Metazoa; Arthropoda; Insecta; Blattodea; Termopsidae
Gene: Pbp95
Product: proximal sequence element A Pbp95
Biological process (GO): snRNA transcription by RNA polymerase II; snRNA transcription by RNA polymerase III
Cellular component (GO): snRNA-activating protein complex
Molecular function (GO): RNA polymerase II cis-regulatory region sequence-specific DNA binding; RNA polymerase III type 3 promoter sequence-specific DNA binding
Source: RefSeq, a predicted model, not a curated record